AUGGAUGAAGGUCUACUCAAUGACCUUUUGGAGUGUUCUGUGUGCUUGGAGCGAUUAGACACAUCAUCGCGUGUACUGCCCUGCCAGCACACCUUCUGUUUAAAAUGUUUAAAGGUGAUAGUCGAAUCUCACAAGGAACUACGAUGCCCCGAGUGCCGCGUCCUGGUGGAGGCGAAGGUGGAGGAGUUGCCUCCGAACGUGCUUCUUAUGAGGAUCCUGGAGGGCAUGAAGAACUCCGCACCGAGGAAAGUCACCACGCAGAGGGUCAGAACUGCGCAUACGCAGGGCCAAAGUCAGACGCAGCCGUCUCGUGCAGAUAAGCAAGUACCUCCACACGGAAGAGCCAUGCACGAUUAUGUUUCUAAGGAGCCUGGUGAUCUACAAUUCAAGAAGGGUGAAACCAUUCUAUUGCAUAAGAAGUUAGAUCCAUUCUGGUAUCAUGGCGAGUGUUCCGGACGUAGCGGCAUGUUUCCGAUCGCGUAUGUGCAGGUGAUAGUACCAAUACCCACCGCUCCAGCUUUGUGCAAAGCGCUCUACGACUUUCGAAUGUCUGCCCCCGAUGAAGAAGGAUGCCUGGCGUUUGAUAAAGGUGCAAUAAUAACAGUCCACCGACGCGUCGACGAGAACUGGGCUGAGGGUAGACUGGAACAGCGCGUCGGCAUCUUUCCCAUCGCCUUCGUUGAGCUCAACCAAGCAGCAACGCAGGUUAUGAACAGCACUCCGAUAAACCGUCUCGUGCCACCGAUACCGGAGCAUGCAAGGGCAGGGCAUUCGGACCACAGGCAUACACAGCAUCCACAUCGAUAUCAACAAAUGUCCAUCUCCACGCCCACACCCGCGCCAAGCAACUAUCAAAAUAUGCCCAACAUGAGCCAAUCCCAGCCAACGUUCCACGCCAAUACUCAAAUACAGCCCGCACAAGUAUUGGCCCCAACGUCCACUCAACACGUCUCUUCACCAAGAAUAAUGGAGCCAACUCAAACUAAAUACCUCCUGGACAUCAUUCACUUCACAAACGCACCCAAAUCUAUGGGAGUGCAAAGCGUGUCGCGCAUCAAUGACAACUACGACAGAGUGAGAACAAAAUUCGACAAUUACUCGACGAAACUCGACACAACAUAUCAGAAUGUUCGCACCGAACACUUUCCGGUCACAGGGUUCAAUUCCAACUUGAGUUCGGACUCUAGUUCAAGCAUGAACACUCCUUGUUCCACCACGACGCCUAACACCAGUUCUAACACCAGCACUUGCGAGAGUGCUGAACCCAGCCUUCCGAGUUCACCAGAUAACAAUACAGAGAGGAACACGACGGUUAUAGCUCAAGAGGAGAGUCAGGAACGGGCACAAGAAAGACCAGAGCAAGAUUUGAAUACAUCUAUGGGCGUGCUUAGUUUGAACGAGAGCUCGACUGCAACGAACACAUCUUUGAACGUCAGUCUACCGUCAGAGACAUCUCAAGCCGAAACUCAAGAAUUGACUGAACCAACGAGUCUGCCCUGCACGUCCAAAAGUGUAAGGUCUAGUGGACCGGAGCGAAGUGCCGUGGAGAUUCGGUCCAGCGGACCGGAUUCCCUGCUGAACUUUGGUCUAGGAUUACAAGCGGCUCUGUCACCGUCUCAUAGUAAAGACAAUAACUAUAUGUCGAGGGCGUUCAGAGAGCACCAUCAUAGAGAGAAGCGACACAGUUUGACGCCGUCUACUCACCUGCAGGGUAGUCAUAAUCAAAAUAGGCAUUCAGCAGAAAUUCUAGCGACCUCGCUCCUCGAUCAUACACCAGAGAGAGACCGCGAUAUUCGACCAGACCGUGAGCGAGAAAGAGAGAGAAGACGUCGCCGAUCUCGUAGUAAUGAACGCCCUCUACCGGCGGCUUACGUCGCGUUAUAUCCGUACAAGCCGCAGAAACCUGACGAGUUGGAAUUAAAAAAAGGAGGCGUGUACACUGUACGAGAGAGAUGUCGUGACGGAUGGUACAAGGGUUGGUGCGAGCGACUCCAACGAGCGGGAGUGUUUCCCGGAAAUUACGUGGCCCCUCUGACUCCAGGUGUUACACGCGUUAAACACGAAAAGAAUGCAUCAAGCACAAGUGCCAAGACGUCUACGCAAACCAGUACCUCCACUGUGACCAGCGCUACCACUUCCACAGUGACGUCAUCGAGCGGUGCUACUAGUAAUACCCUGGCACCACCCGACGCACCGCCUAGGGCCAACAGUCCGUUAUCAAUUACCAUUGCUGCCACGCCCUUGUCUAACCUUUGGCUCCAGUCCAAUCAAGGCACACCUCGAGCAGAAAAGUCUAAGGAAAAGCAGAAAGUGGAGAAGUCCUCAAUAUCGACUGGGGUCAGUCUCAUGAAGCGACUGGCCGCCAUGAAGAAGUGUAAGUCGCCACCGCCAGUCGGCUACAGCAUGGACAACCCAGUGUUCGACGACUCGCCCAACACCUCGAUACUCUACACUCAGCACCCUGUUCAUGUGCGGUCGGGUUCUUGCCCGUCACAGUUGCUACGCACGUUGCCCGCCCACAGCUCAACCAGCCAAUCGGCAAGUGGGCACGCCCCCUCCCCAUCCGGGCACAAUGCCACGAGACACAAGGAACGUGCGCAUGAGCAUCGCAUGCCCAGUAGGGGCAGCAGCGAAGGUCCGUGGCAGAGUCAGCAUCGCAAAUCACAAAGCUUAGACGUUACGGCUGCUCGGCGCGACAGACACCACUCACAACCUGUUAAAGAAAGAUUCCGAUGUAUAGUUCCGUACCCACCGAACUCCGAAUACGAAUUGGAACUCAAAGUGGACGAUAUUGUGCUGGUCUGCAAGAAACGCGGCGACGGCUGGUACAAGGGCACGCUGCAGCGAACCGGCCGAACCGGUCUCUUCCCCGCCUCAUUUGUCCAAAGCUGCCCCCCCGAAUGA
Molecule: messenger RNA, 2904 nt
Organism: Leptosia nina
Lineage: Eukaryota; Metazoa; Arthropoda; Insecta; Lepidoptera; Pieridae
Source: the annotation of a GenBank genome assembly